GCUGAUGGCAUCCACAAAGGCCAGAACAAGGGCGACGACGCGAGCGGCGCGUGGUGCCCGCAGAACUCCUAUGGCAUCAAGGCCGAGGUGCUGGAGAACUUCGUCCGCAGCUGUGCAGGCUACUGUGUCAUCACCUACAUCCUCGGUAUUGGAGACCGUCACCUCGACAAUCUUAUGGUCACCAAGGACGGCAAACUCUUCCACAUUGACUUCGGAUUUAUCUUGG
Messenger RNA from Symbiodinium sp. CCMP2456, 226 nucleotides. Lineage: Eukaryota; Dinophyceae; Suessiales; Symbiodiniaceae. The record is from the annotation of a GenBank genome assembly.